Molecule: messenger RNA, 222 nt
Organism: Dovyalis caffra
Lineage: Eukaryota; Viridiplantae; Streptophyta; Magnoliopsida; Malpighiales; Salicaceae
Source: the annotation of a GenBank genome assembly
AUGAAGUCCAUCGAGGAGCUGGGAGUUCACCAUUACGAUAUCUUGUGGGACAAUCCUCCAAAUAAUCAUACUAGGGGUUUUGGAAUGAAUAGUGAAGAUAUGUCUUCCACAUUACAUGUUUUUGAUGAUUUUGAAGAAGAAGAAGAAGAAUGGGAAGCCAUGAAAUGUCAUGAUGACGAGACCAAAUUUGAGGAAGAUAUCAAAAAAUUGAAAAUGCUCUAA